AUGGGGAAAAGUUCUGAGAGCACCCCACUCCCAACACCAGCAGUCUCCACUGAAAGUGAGAAGAAGAGGCAAGAUGACAAGGAGGUGUUUGGGAGCAUUCUGAGUAACCUAGAGAAAGAAGGAGGUUUACCCGAGGCUGGGGUUAUGUACCAACCACUGCUUACGGAGGAGGUGAUGGUGGAGGAGACAGAGAAAGUGGUGGAAGAGGAGACAAGGAGAAGCACUCUGGUCAUAAUGGAUCCUAAGGAAACUACGCAAGUAGAAUCCUAUGAAGGACCCAUCAGAGUCGCAUUGGAGGAAGUCGCGGCAGAGAAGCAACUUGAAGAGGCUGAAGAGAAGAAGAAGAAGAAGAAGAAGAGCAAAGGAAAGAAGAUUGGAAAAGGUGAGCCAUCCCAUCAUCGCAAAGCAGAGAAGAAAAUCAAAGAGAAGGAGGAUGAAGAAGAUGAAGAGGCCAAGUUAAAGAAGAAGCAAGAAAAAAGUGAGAGAAAAGAGCGCAGGCGUGAGGAAAGGCGCCUGAAGAAAGAAGAGGGUUAUAAGCCUAGAAAAGGAUGGAAAAUCGACCUCCAUAAGGGAGGACAAGGGUGA
Benincasa hispida (wax gourd) is the source of this 585-nucleotide messenger RNA. NCBI's taxonomy places the organism in Eukaryota, Viridiplantae, Streptophyta, Magnoliopsida, Cucurbitales, Cucurbitaceae. The record is from RefSeq and is a predicted model, not a curated record.